Molecule: messenger RNA, 870 nt
Organism: Anopheles stephensi (Asian malaria mosquito)
Lineage: Eukaryota; Metazoa; Arthropoda; Insecta; Diptera; Culicidae
Gene: MED18
Product: mediator of RNA polymerase II transcription subunit 18
Exons: 3
Coding region: 102-737 (211 amino acids)
Biological process (GO): regulation of transcription by RNA polymerase II; termination of RNA polymerase II transcription
Cellular component (GO): mediator complex; core mediator complex
Molecular function (GO): transcription coregulator activity
Source: RefSeq, a predicted model, not a curated record
CUGGUUGUUGUGUUUGUUUGUAAACUUGCAUUCGGUAUUUCAUUUUGCUGCGGUGCAUUUCAGUUUCUUUCGCUUGGUGAAUUGCACUUUGCGAUCUUGCAAUGGGUGCACAGGUUAAUGCAGCUGAGCUGCUGCAGCAAGCACUAAGCUCGAACAUUAUACCGAAUCAGGAAUUUUUGCUGCAAGGCUCAAUUCUAGAUUCAGCAGCAGAAAAUCUACUGCACCGGUUACGUGGACUGUGCGAUAAUGUGGAUGCUAGCCCGGAAACGUUCAGUGAUAUAGAGAUGUGUUUCAGCUUGAAGCUACCAACCGAGAAGACACCAGUAAUGACGGUCCGGGUGCGACGGGCGCAGGAUGUGGAGGCACCAUUACAGCUCCGUUACAUCGGUCAGCCCGAGCUGGGUGAUCGGACCAGACCGACGCUUGUGCGGAGCAGUCUGGACAUUGCCUGCACACCGCACGUGAUCGAUUUUCUAACCGAGAUGGGCUUCCGGCUGGACUUUGAGUACUGCACCAAAGGGUACAUGUUUCGCAAGGGGCGGAUGAAGAUUACCGUCUCCAAAAUACUGAAAAACAUGACCGAACCAAUCUCGCAGAGCUACCUGGUGGAGCUGUCCGUGCUAGCACCGAAGGGACAGGAUGCGAUCGCCGAGGAUAUGCGAAUUUUUGCCGAGCAACUCAAACCCUUGGUGCAGCUGGAAAAGAUCGAUUACAAACGAUUCGCACAAAUGCCUUAAUGCCAGGCGCUUAAUUAUUCUUCAGGACUUCAGUUUUAAUACAUUCUUGGUUUAUUGUGAAAGUAUCGCACUAUAUGUCAGUAAAAAAAACUUUUUUUUGUAAAAAAAUAAACCAAUAUAACGCAAACGAAAA